Molecule: messenger RNA, 228 nt
Organism: Gongylonema pulchrum
Lineage: Eukaryota; Metazoa; Nematoda; Chromadorea; Rhabditida; Gongylonematidae
Source: the annotation of a GenBank genome assembly
GUAAAAAUGAGAAAAUUUGGUGUUGGCGGCGCAGCUAACACAGCACGGCCACGCGAACACGAGGCACUCGACUUUCUGUCGAAUCUAAUGAUCGCUCAUGUUCCAUGCCCCAGUGGCAAUAUGAAAAUUAAAGCCGUUUAUCUUGGACUGAUGAUAAGAAGGUGGCAGGGCACUUCGAGAAAUUCAAGAAAAUGGUUUUUAAGAAUUUCGCGUGGCAUAGUGUUUUGA